AUGGCCAACGGGAAGCCGACGUUGUAUCACCUCAAUAACUCCCAGUCCCAAACCAUUCUGUGGCUGCUAGAAGAGUUAGGGAUUGAAUAUGACCUCAAGCUCUUCAACCGCAUCGAGCAGCGGUCGCCGCCCGAGCUCAAAGAGACCCAUCCCACUGGCAAGUCUCCGCAGCUUAUGACGCCUACCGGACGCGUGAUCACCGAGCGUAGUGCUAUCGCGCUAUAUCUCAUCGAGACUUACGACACGUCGUCGAAGUUCAAGAUUCCGUCUCCUCCUGCCCAGGCCGAUGACGACUUCUUGAAAGAAGAUUCCCUCAUCUCCUUCGGCAACUCUACUGUAAUGCCAUUGUUCAUGCUACGCCUCGUCUUCAUGCAGCUGGUCAAGAGAACGCCGUUCUUCCUGCGCUGGCUAGUAUCCACAAUCAGCAGUACCCUUGACAAGGCUUUCCUUUCUGCGGAAAUUGGGUUGCACCUGAGUUAUUUCGACUCUCUGUUAGAGGGCCGCGAGUACGUGAUGGGAGGAGCAGAGCCAACGAGGGCCGAUUUUGUCAAUCUAUGGUACUUUGACUGGGGAGCCCAGGGAAAGUAUUAUGAGGUGCCGAAGUACAAGAACAUUGACGCUUGGAGGCAGAGAUGUCUCAGUAGGCCGGCCUGGAAGCGAGCGCUUGAGAAGGGCAAUGGUUAUGACCUCAGCGAGGGGUGA
Neoarthrinium moseri is the source of this 702-nucleotide messenger RNA. RefSeq lists its product as uncharacterized. The coding region runs from base 1 to 702 and encodes 233 amino acids. The record is from RefSeq and is a predicted model, not a curated record. The transcript is spliced from 2 exons. NCBI's taxonomy places the organism in Eukaryota, Fungi, Ascomycota, Sordariomycetes, Amphisphaeriales, Apiosporaceae.